Anopheles cruzii is the source of this 418-nucleotide messenger RNA. It is a transcript of the gene RpL29, whose product is annotated as 60S ribosomal protein L29. The coding region runs from base 98 to 328 and encodes 76 amino acids. The record is from RefSeq and is a predicted model, not a curated record. Gene Ontology annotation, biological process: cytoplasmic translation. The transcript has 4 exons. Gene Ontology annotation, cellular component: ribosome; cytosolic large ribosomal subunit. NCBI's taxonomy places the organism in Eukaryota, Metazoa, Arthropoda, Insecta, Diptera, Culicidae. Gene Ontology annotation, molecular function: structural constituent of ribosome.
GUGCUCUCUUUCCGGUUUCUUGCUUCGCGUUGAAAGGUUGUUGUUCGACGAUAGUUUAGCAAAUUUGUACCAGGUACAAAGCAAUUAAGCAAACACAAUGGCCAAGUCGAAGAAUCACACCAAUCACAACCAGAACCAGAAGGCGCAUAAGAAUGGCAUUAAGAAGCCUAAGCGUCAACGGUACGAGUCCACCCGUGGUAUGUGCCAGAAGUUCCUGCGCAACCAGCGUUUCUCGAAGAAGGGCAACUUGCCGCAGGAGGAAGCACUGAAGCGUGCCGAGGAGCGCAAGACGAAGAACGCUGGCCUACCCGCCCCGGUUAAACUGUAAACAGUUUUAUUUCCCGAAUGCCUUGGCUUUGCUAGCAAGCAGUGGACGAGGAAUGAUAGGAGAUGCAAAAUAAAAAAGGGGUACAUGGAA